This is a messenger RNA of Mustela lutreola (European mink), 4657 nucleotides long. RefSeq lists its product as uncharacterized. NCBI's taxonomy places the organism in Eukaryota, Metazoa, Chordata, Mammalia, Carnivora, Mustelidae. The coding region runs from base 1 to 1416 and encodes 471 amino acids. The record is from RefSeq and is a predicted model, not a curated record. Gene Ontology annotation, molecular function: RNA-DNA hybrid ribonuclease activity; nucleic acid binding. The transcript has a single exon.
AUGGCAGGGUACUGUCGAUUGUGGAUACCGGGCUUUGCUGAGAUGGCCAAACCCCUGUACAUACCCUCUAAAACUCAGCAGACCUUUGAGUGGAUGGAAGAGGCAGAAUGGGCUUUCCAACAGGUGAAAAAGGCCCUCCUUUCAGCCCCGGCGCUAAGACUGCCAGAUGUAUCCAAACCAUUCCACCUAUACGUGGAUGAACAUAAUGGGGUGGCUAAGGUGGUGUUGACCCAACAUCUAGGCCCCUGGCCUAGACCCAUAGCAUACCUGUCAAAGAAACUAGACCUGGUAGCAGCAGGAUGGCCCCCCUGCCUCCGAAUGAUAGCAGCCACCACCUUGAUGGUAAAGGAUGCUGAUAAACUGUCACUGGGUCAAGAAUUACGAGUGACCACUCCACACGCCAUUGAAAGCAUCCUCAAACAGCCCCCUGACCGAUGGAUGAGCAACGCUCGCAUGGUCCACUACCAGGGACUAUUGCUCAAUCCUACGAGGAUAGUCUAUACUUCCCCUCAGGCCCUAAACCCCGCAUCACUACUGCCUGACCCAGACCUGGAUGCUCCCCUCCAUGACUGUAUUGACAUCUUAGCCCAGGUCCAUGGGCUACGGGAAGACCUGCUGGACUAUCCCCUGACAGACGCUGAAGUCGUUUGGUUCACUGACGGCAGCAGUUUCAUCCACGAAGGACAAAGGUAUGCAGGGGCCGCAGUCCCCUCAGAGACGGAAAUUAUCUGGGCUGGUGCAUUGUCUCUGGGCACCUCAGCGCAAAAAGCCGAGCUAAUCGCCCUGACACAGGCCCUCAAAUUAGGGCAGGGCCUCCGGAUGACUGUAUAUACAGACAGCCGAUAUGCCUUAGCCACGGCCCACGUCCAUGGGGCAAUCUAUAGGGAGAGGGGAUCACUCACCGCCGAGGGAAAGGACAUCAAAGACAAGGACGAAGUUCUGGCCUUACUAGCAGCCAUCUGGGCCCCUAAGAAAUUGGCCAUAGUCCACUGUUCUGGAAACCAAAAACCAAGCGACCCAGUCUCUAGGGGAAACAAUUUUGCUGAUCAGACUGCUCGCCAAAUAGCCUGUAGCAAAGUCCCGAUGCUACCAAUACAACUACCCAACCCGGGACCCCGAGAACUGCCACCCCAUCCGGAAUACUCCGAAAAAGACAUCGCAUGGAUGAGUAAACUCCCAAUGGCCCAGGUUAAGGAUGGCUGGUGGCGAGAUAUGAAAAAUAACAUCAUUCUCCCCGAGGCCAUGGGACAAGAAGUUCUAGAGCGAAUUCACCAAACAACUCAUUUAGGUUCCAGAUGGCUACAGGACCUUAUGCGACAAUCCAAACUAUCAGAAACGUCGUUGAAAAAUCAGAAAGAAUUGCCACCGGAUGUGCAGCUUGCCAACUUCAAAACGCCUGCCCACACUCCUCUAUAGCCGGAUCCUGAGAGAGGGGAACCCUGCUGGGAGCCUAUUGGGAAAUAGACUUUACAGAGGUAAAGCCUGGGAAAUAUGGCUAUAAGUACUUACUGGUGUUUAUAGAUACCUUUUCAGGAUGGACUGAGGCUUUUCCAACCAAGCAUGAGACUGCACAGGUGGUGGCAAAGAAACUACUCGAAGAUAUUCUGCCCAGGUAUGGCUUUCCGGGUCUGGCUUCCAUAAUUGGGGUUAAUUGGAAAUUACAUUGUGCAUAUAGACCCCAGAGUUCAGGACAGGUAGCAAGAAUGAACAGAACCUUAAAAGAGACCCUUGCUAAAUUGACCAUGGAGACUGGCGCUAACUGGGUGGCUCUGCUCCCCUACGCUCUGUAUCGAGUACGCAACACCCCAUAUAAGCUGGGGUUCACACCUUAUGAGAUCAUGUAUGGUAGGCCUCCUCCCAUCAUACCUAAACUCGGAACUGACCUUAUCCAGUCAGAUCAUGAUAACUCCUUUUUAUUCUCCCUCCAAGCUUUACAACGAGUCCAUAAACGUAUUUGGCCAAGACUAAGGGACUUAUAUGCAACAGGACCUCCGUCUGUACCCCAUCAGUUCCACCCUGGAGAUUGGGUUCUUGUCAAGCGACACCGAGCCGAGACCCUCGAACCUCGUUGGAAGGGACCUUUCCAGGUUAUCCUGACUACCCCUAUAGCCAUCAAGGUGGACAGCAUAGCAACCUGGAUACACCACACCCACGCGAAGCCAGUUGACCCACUGUCAGAUCUCAUCAGAAAACCCAACCAGGACGUCAGUUGGACAGUGGACCGCAGUAAGGACAAUCCUCUUAAACUAACCCUGCGCCGAAAACCUGACUCCCGUUUCCCCAAUAAUUAAUAUGAAACUUCCUCUCUUUGCUCUGCUGUUUACACUCCUGCCAUGGUAUGGGGCCUCCAGUCCCCAUGCCCCAGCCAUUUUGACUUGGCAAGUCACUAAUAGUGCGGGCUUAGUAGUUUGGAACAUGUCACACACAGCUACUCCCUACACCUGGUGGCCUAACUUAUACCCUGACGUCUGUAAGUUAGCCAUGGGAGCCCCAGCCAACUGGGACACAGAAAAUUACUUUGACCUACAGAAGCCCCCUUCACAACCAUCCCCCCGGGGGCGACUCGGGUUAGACCCUUGGGGAGGCUGUGGGGACUGGAGUCAGCGAAGUAUGUUAAGCACACUUACCUUCUAUGUAUGCCCCGGGGUUCACAGACCCAGGGAAUGGACCCACUCAUGUAGUGGGGCAGCCCACUUUUAUUGUCGCAAUUGGGGCUGCGAAACCACGGGUGACACUUAUUGGAAACCCACCUCAGACUGGGACUACAUAACCGUGACGGCGAAUUAUUCUCACGCCAGGAGCAGUCCCAAAUGGACACAGAACCCAGCCUGUAAAGACCAGUGGUGUCACCCACUCAAAAUAGCCUUUACUGAAUCGGGAAAAAGACAAACUAACUGGGUGAGGGGAUAUACCUGGGGCCUCAGAUUCUAUAAAGAACGUUAUGACGACGGUCUAACGUUCACUAUAAAACUUUCUAUAGAAACCUCUAAAGCCACCAUAGGGCCCAACCCCGUACUUGCCCCACCACCUCCAACCAGGCCCCGCCUAACAGUUGUCACUCAGAGCCCUGCCACUUACGGGGCAACACAGACGGGCCACAAUCGGACCGGAAUCCUCCCACUCCCCACAAGCCCCACCAAACGGCCUAUGAUAAGUACUGAAAAACCUAGAUCAAGAAACCCCAAUGACCACCUACUUAAGUUGAUCCAAUAUGCCUUUCAAGUCCUGAAUUAUACUAAUCCCAAUGCCACUGAGUCCUGUUGGCUAUGUUAUGACAUAGCGCCCCCUUUUUACGAGGGACUGGCCACUCCAGGAUCUUACAAUCUAUCAUCCGCACCCUCCAUGUGCCGGUGGACAAGUCGAAGCCCCCGCCUAACCUUAGCAGCCGUACGGGGCCGGGGGACAUGCGUAGGAAAGAUCCCGCCUGAACACAUGCACUUAUGUAGUCAGAACCUUACUAUAAAUAACACAGAGCAAUAUGUAAUACCUCCCCAAGAUGCCUGGUGGGCCUGCGCCAGUGGGAUAACGCCAUGCAUCCACCCAGGAGCAUUAAACCGAAGUGCAGACUACUGUGUGAUGGUCCACCUGAUUCCUCGCUUAAUCUAUCAUCCUUAUGAAGAUUUAAUGUCAUAUUGGGAAGGAGGAUUACGUAGAACUAAAAGAGAACCCGUAAGCCUAACCCUGGCACUUAUGCUAGGCCUAGGGUUAGGUACCGCCGGGGUGGCUACCGGGGCAUCAGCCCUAAUCUCACAACAACCUCACUAUCAAUACUUACGAGAAGCCAUUGAUAUAGAUAUACAGGAAUUAGAAUUAUCCAUUUCUAAACUUCAGGAGUCUGUCAGCUCAUUAGCAGAAGUUGUCCUCCAAAAUAGACGGGGAUUGGACCUCCUAUUCUUCCAACAAGGUGGCUUAUGUGCUGCCCUUAAGGAAGAAUGUUGCUUUUAUACAGAUCACUCAGGAGUAGUCAAAGACUCGAUGGCUAAGGUACGGGAAGGGUUGGCAAAACGGAAAAGGGACCGUGAAGCUGGGCAAGGUUGGUUCUGGUCAUGAUUUAAUUCAUCUGCUUGGCUGACCACCUUAAUAUCCUCCUUCCUAGGACCCCUUUGUAUUCUGAUCCUGUUACUGACCUUUGGCCCAUGUAUUUUAAAUCGUCUGGUGGCCUUUGUCAACCAACGCCUUCAGACAGUACAAAUCAUGCUCCUAAGACAGCAGUAUCAGCCCCUAGACUUGAGCAACAACAACGACCUCACUGGUGACAACCAAGGACCCAAGAUUGGCUCCUCAGGCACCUGAGAGAAGGGGGGAAUGAAAGACCAGAAGAACCCCCCUGGCUAGAAGUGCAUUCUUAUCCUGUUAACCAGCUAGUUUCGCUUCUGUACGAAGGCUUGCUUUUUGGCGCGUGCGGGCUAACCGGCCAGUUCUGCUUCUGUAAGACUGCUUUGCUUGUUUCGCGCACGGCCCCUGAACCAAUCCGCUGGCGCCAAGUAUGCCUGUUUAAACUGUCAACCAAUCAGCUCAGCCCCACCCAAAACUUGUUUGUAUCUGUCUAUAAAAACCCUGCAUCAACCCAGCUCUGGACCUCUUGGCGUUAUCGGCAAGAGCGGCCAGAGGUCCAGGUUCGAACCUGCAAUAAACGACCCUUGCUGAUUGGCUUUGA